CGCACGUUUUGAUCACAUGAAUUUACCUUUAUAUUCUUUCUCUGCAUUUUGUUUUUGCCUUUCUAAAUAAUGGCUUCCUCUGAUACAUGCAGUGAAAAGACUUCAAAGACUCUUUUCCAUCAARUAAACUUGGGCGAGACAGAACCAUGYACCGUSAAUGAAACAGCUCACUGCCAAGAAGUCUUGAAGGGCCUGCAUCAGCAGUUUAAAGAUGARAGAUUUUGCGAUGUUACGCUAGUAUUCGGACAAAUUGAAAUCAAAGCCCACAAGGUUGUCCUUGCGUCUUCGUCACAGUAUUUCGAGGCAAUGUUUUCAGCWAAUUUUGUAGAUUCUACGCAGCAAAGAUUGGAGAUUAAUGGCGUUGGAGAAAGCGUUGGCGAGGCACUUCUUGAAUUUGCUUACUCAGGAAAAAUCCAAAUAACUGCUGAAAAUGUCAUAGAGCUUUUAGCUGGAGCGAAUUUUCUGCAAGGCUUCCAAGUCGUGGAGAAGUCUUGCGUUGAUUUUCUCAAGAAAUAUUUAGGAAAGCAUAACACAUUUCAACUUCUCGAAGUUGCAGAUCAUUAUCAUCAAACGGAAUUAAUGAAGACUUUGAAAGAAUUUUGCUUUCAUAAUUUUGUAGAGUGUGUUGAGAAUGACCAUGAAGCAUUUCUGAAUCUCCAUGAAGACUUGCUCAAAGACAUUAUCGGCGACCAGGAGUUGGUUGUUUUCAAAGAUGGAGUWGUUUUUCUUGGMAAAAGYCAGGAAGAAUAUCUCCUAAAGCUUGUUUUAGAAUACCUUGAACACAACAAAAACCAAGACAUCAAUACACCAGAGAUUUUAAAGUGCAUCCAUCUUCCAUUACUUAAGAAACCUUUUUUGCACACYUUGAAGACAAAUCCAUUAUUGACAAGCAAAGACUGUCUUGCAGUUCUUGAAGAAGCGAUAACGAUGAAGAAAACAAAGAAGUCAAAGCCCACGCCAGACUGGGCAAAGCGGAGAGCCUGUGGAGAGUACCAGUUCUGGAAAGGACGUUGCRUUGCACGUGGAGAGCACGUGAGCAAUGAAAUUGAGUCCUUUGAGGACAUGGGAUCCAUUGCRGAGGAUGCAYAUGUUUGCGGUAUGAAGUUUUGGAUUCGYCGAUGGGACGGUCGUCCYGUCAUUGGUGGAAUCGAAGUCCGUUAUAGUGAUGGCAACACCAUUAUGCAUGGAAGCARCAARGCAACAGAUCAAGAAGAAUUCAGUCUUGGACCCACUGARCGAAUCAUUAAAGUAGAUUCCCAAAGUGGUUGGAUGGUKGAYUGUCUUGCAUUCUACACCAACAAAGAAAGGAAGCUGGGGCCCUUUGGGGGACCYGGUGGGGGCUUUCGGCAUGAGACACCUCCAGGUUCCUAUGGUUACCUAGCUAGUGUUAACGGAACUGUUGUUGACACGCAGAAUGAUCUUGGUAUAACAAAGCUUCAGUUCGUCUGGAGGGUAUUCAGAAUGCCAAAACAGCCAUUAAUUCCCGACUAUCAAUACCCAGAGCCGAURUUUGGAAAUUCAUCUGAUGAYGAUGAUGACAUAUAUGAUGACAUGUAYGAUGAUGAUGCCAAUGCCUACUUUGAUGAUUUCUAYGAUGCUGAAAGUGACUUUGAUCCUGACGAUCUUGAUUAUUGGGAAGAUGAUCUUGAGGAUGGUGCUGCAGGAUUUGGGAAUGACUGGCGAAUACAUGUGCAUGUUGCAGGCAGUUCUGAUAUGGGUUCAGAUAAUGCACAUGACAAUCUAGAUAAAGAAGUUGAUUGAUUGAUUCGCUGAUGGAAUUUAAUUCAAAAGGYUUUUUGUUGUAGAUUUGUUAAAUUGAGAAUAGUGUCCAAGUACAUGCAUUUGAUAACACUAUCAAACAGCUCAUUUAAUGAUAAAAUAACAUGGUUAAAAGGUUAAAUAGUUAUUGGUUAUUAGGGAAAUAUCAACUCAAAGCCUUGAUCAUUGUAAAAUCAUUCAUCUCAAGUUUUCUUUGAAGUGACCUAGCUCAAGUACCAUGUAAGAUAUUAGACUAGGAUAGCCCAAAAUAAUUAUUGGAAUGGAAUAGUGUUUAUUAUUGCUCAUAGCGUUCUCACUGAGUUUACAUACAAAUUAUAUGAAUAAAAGUGCAGGGUUUAACAACUA
This is a messenger RNA of Exaiptasia diaphana, 2124 nucleotides long. RefSeq lists its product as uncharacterized. Lineage: Eukaryota; Metazoa; Cnidaria; Anthozoa; Actiniaria; Aiptasiidae. Bases 70 to 1761 code for a protein of 563 amino acids. The record is from RefSeq and is a predicted model, not a curated record. Gene Ontology annotation, molecular function: protein binding. The transcript has a single exon.